GUCUCGAAAUCGUCCCAGAAGUUCCAAUCUCGCGCUGAACGGAGCUAUUCACCGUGAAAACUCACUGAAAUUACACGCAUAUUUAUUUUGCACGUAAUUGAUGCACAGGCGUUGAAGGUUGAGAACUGAGGAGAUGGAGGCGUUGACGAAGCUGUGUAGUCUGGAUUUUGUGGCGUUUAGGGGCUUUCUCUUCUCGGCAUUGAUACUCAAUUUCGUGUUCACUUGUCAGCUGUUCCUUCUUCAACCCAUCGUUUCUGCGCUAGAUGGGAACCCUGGUGAUGCUGCUGCUCUGUUUGAGAGAGCUCAACAACAUGUCAAAGUCAAGAAAUAUAGCGAGGCCCUCAAUGACCUUAAUGCGGCUAUAGACGCUGAUCCUGCGCAUUCUGAGGCAUACUGGCAUCGUGCAUCUGUUCUUCGUCAAUUAUGCAGAUAUGAGGAAUCAGAAAGAAACUACAGGAAGUUUUUGGAGAUGAAACAUAAGAACUCAGUGGCAGAGAGGGAACUUUCACAAUUGUUGCAGGCUAAGGGUGCUUUGGAGUCAGCUAUGAAUCUCUUUGAGUCUGGAGACUUUACAAAAGCACUGGAACAUAUUGAUAAAGUUGUACUUGUUUUCUCUCCAGCCUGCUCAAAGGCCAAAUUCCUUAAGGUGAGGCUAUUGCUAGCAGCUAAGGAUUACUCGAGUGUUAUAUCAGAGGCAGGAUACAUCCUUAAAGAGGAUGAAGAUAAUCUAGAGGCAUUGUUGCUACGUGGUCGUGCCUACUACUAUCUUGCUGAUCAUGAUGUUGCUUUAAGGCACUACCAGAAGGGUCUUCGACUAGAUCCUGAGCAUAGUGAAUUGAAGAAAGCAUAUUUCAGCUUGAAGAAUCUACUCAAGAAGACAAAAAGUGCAGAGGAAAAUGAAAGUAAGGGUAAACUUCGUCUUGCUGUGGAAGACUAUAAAGCAGCUCUAGCAUUGGAUCCAAACCACAUUGCAUAUAAUGUCAAUCUUCAUCUUGGCUUGUGCAAAGUAUCAGUGAAGCUUGGCAGGGGUAAGGAUGCCAUUACAAGUUGCUCGGACGCACUACAAAUUGAUGAGGAACUUGUUGAAGCUUUAGUUCAGAGGGGUGAAGCAAAACUUUUGACAGAAGAUUGGGAGGGAGCCGUGGCAGAUUUGAAAUUAGCAGCCGAAAAAUCUCCACAGGAUAGAAAUAUCCGCGAAGUAUUAAUGCGGGCUGAGAGAUCUUUAAAGUUGAGCCAACGGAAAGAUUGGUACAAGAUUUUGGGAAUUUCGAAAACUUCAUCUGCAUCAGAGAUCAAAAAAGCUUACAAGAAGCUCGCUCUGCAAUGGCAUCCAGACAAGAAUGCCGACAACAGAGAAGAAGCCGAGGCCAAAUUCCGGGAAAUAGCAGCAGCAUACGAGGUCCUUGGUGAUGAGGAUAAGCGUACGCGGUAUGACAGCGGUGAAGACAUUGAUGACAUGAAUUCAGGAAUGGGCGGCGGCGGCGGCGGUUUCCACCACCCCUUCCACGGCGGUGGCGGUAACUUCGAGUUCCACUUCGAAGGAGGCUUUCCCGGCGGCGGUUUCGGAGGUUUCCAUUUUUGAGUACCUACUCCAACAACUGUCUAUAUUCAUUCCCUUGAAGAAGAAAGAGUUUUGUUUUGGAUGGAAACUCAUAACCAUUAUUCGAAGGUGUACUGAAUUUUAGAAGAACAUUUUUUCUUUCGAAUAGAUGUCAUUUUCAUUUUCAUUUUUCAUUGUAACUUUAUACGUAGAAUUCGUCCAAAAUUCUAGAUAUUGACGUAAUAUAAUUUUAUUU
This is a messenger RNA of Ipomoea nil (Japanese morning glory), 1796 nucleotides long. Its product is annotated as dnaJ protein P58IPK homolog. Gene Ontology annotation, molecular function: protein binding. Lineage: Eukaryota; Viridiplantae; Streptophyta; Magnoliopsida; Solanales; Convolvulaceae. Bases 134 to 1582 code for a protein of 482 amino acids. Gene Ontology annotation, cellular component: endoplasmic reticulum lumen. The record is from RefSeq and is a predicted model, not a curated record. The transcript is spliced from 9 exons.